Aphanomyces invadans is the source of this 192-nucleotide messenger RNA. RefSeq lists its product as hypothetical. NCBI's taxonomy places the organism in Eukaryota, Oomycota, Saprolegniomycetes, Saprolegniales, Verrucalvaceae. The transcript has a single exon. The record is from RefSeq and is a predicted model, not a curated record. The coding region runs from base 1 to 192 and encodes 63 amino acids.
AUGUUGUCAGUAGCAACGUCACGGUCGGCAAAGCUCAGGGCACAUCAAGUGGCUGACUUCUCGCUGAUUCCUACCAAGCACCUCAACUUGCCGACCGACUUUUACGCCGACCCCAAGCGCCUGAGGCAGCUCGCGAUGUUUUCCCGUCCCGACCACAUCUUGCCUAGUUAUGGCGAUCCCAAUGUGGGCUGA